GGUAUUGAUGAUCACACUCUCUGCAAAGCCACCGGCCAGAGUGGGAGAAAGGAAGGUAGUGGAGCUGUCUUUCAGCCAUGGGCGAGUUCAAGCACCUGUGCGCGGCCAGGUUCAAGGAGGGCGUCGUGGUGGACGAUAUCAUUCAGGAGCUCACCAAGCUCGCCGCCGAGCUCGACGCCGUCAAAUUCUUCGGCUGGGGAAAGAACGUGCUGGACCAGGAGGCGCUCACGCGGGGCUUCACCCACGUCUUCGUGCUGACCUUCGCCACCGCCGAGGACCUGGCGGCGUGCUUGGGCCACGGGAAGCACUGCGCUUUCGGGGCUACGUUCAUGGCCGCGCUCGACGAUGUCGUCGUCAUGAACUUCCCCCUCGUCUUCGUCAAGCCGGCGCCUCCUGCCUGAUCCGCCUCUAGUACCAACAAUAUCACAAGAAUAGAUGGGCGGACCGGCGGACUACACAUUGUGUGGUGCUUUCUCGGAUACUCCAAUAAACAACAUCUUUUUUGAGAAGAUGAGUAGCCCCAAACGGCCUCCCAGUUUCAAAUAAA
This is a messenger RNA of Lolium rigidum, 547 nucleotides long. Its product is annotated as stress-response A/B barrel domain-containing protein At5g22580-like. The record is from RefSeq and is a predicted model, not a curated record. The transcript is spliced from 2 exons. NCBI's taxonomy places the organism in Eukaryota, Viridiplantae, Streptophyta, Magnoliopsida, Poales, Poaceae. Bases 78 to 401 code for a protein of 107 amino acids.